AUGACCCUACCAGAAUCUAAAGAUUUCUCCUAUUUAUUCUCUGAUGAAGCCAAAAGUCGUAAGCCAAGUCCAUUAAAAACAUGUAUUCAUUUGUUUAAUGAUCCAAAUAUUAUCUUUUUGGGUGGUGGUUUACCAUUGAGUAAUUAUUUCCCAUGGAAAGAAAUUAGUGCCAUUUCUCCAAAACCACCUUUCCCAAAUGGUAUUGGUGCUCCAAUCAAAAACGCUGAUGAAGAAGCUAUCGAAUAUAUUAUUCCAAAGGCCAAAGCUGAAAUCAGGGAAGAAGGCGAUAUUCCACUUGAAAGAUGUCUACAAUAUGGAUUUUCCCAAGGUCAACCGGAGUUGUUAAAAUUUUUAAGAAAACAUACUGAAGUUAUUCAUAAAAUGGACAAGUAUUCUGACUGGGACGUUUUAGCCACUAUUGGUAAUACUGGUGGUUGGGAAUCCUGUUUAAGAGUCUUUUGUAACCGUGGUGAUAAUAUUUUAGCUGAGGCCCACUCCUUCUCUAGUUCCUUAAGUGCUGCUUUAUCUCAAGGGGUCAAUGUCUUCCCAAUUCCAAUGGAUGAAUUUGGUAUUAUUCCAUCUAAAUUGGAAUUUAUCUUGGAUAAUUGGAAUGAAAAAGCUCCUAAACCAAAGUUAUUGUACACGAUCCCAACAGGUCAAAACCCAACAGGUUCUUCUUUAAGUGACGAGAGAAAAUUUGAAAUUUAUCAAUUGGCUAAAAAGCAUGAUUUUAUUAUUGUUGAAGAUGAACCAUACUAUUUCUUACAAAUGGGGAAAUACGAAUCUCCAGAAACCAGAAGCUCUGUCGAGAAGAAACCAACUCAUGAAGAAUUUGUCAAUGGUUUGGCCAAAUCCUUCGUUUCUUUAGACGAUGAAGGUCGUGUUCUUAGAUUAGAUUCUUUUUCCAAGGUCUUAGCACCAGGUACCAGAUUGGGUUGGAUUGUUGGUUCAAAGAAACUCUUAACUACUUUCUUAUAUUUGCAUGAAAUGACUAUCCAAGCUCCAGCUGGUUUCACACAAACUUUGGUUUCCAAAACUUUAAAUAGUUGGGGGCAAGAUGGCUAUUUGGACUGGUUAAUCGGUUUGCGUCAUGAGUACACUGUUAAAAGAGAUACUGCUAUUGAUGCUUUGAGACAACAUUUACCUGUUGACAUUAGAGACAAAACUACCAACGAACCUUUGGUUGUUGUUAAUCCACCUGUUGCCGGUAUGUUUUUUGUUAUCAACAUUGAUGCUUCUCAACAUCCUAAAUUUAACACUGAAUUCAACAAAGAUCCUAAGAAGGUUGAAAAGGCUUUCUACGAAAAAGUUAUCCAAAAGGGUGUUUUGGUUGUUCCUGGUGGCUGGUUUGAAACCACGGGCGAAACUGUUCCACCUCAACCAAAAGAAAGUAAAGUUGUAUUAAAACCAAAUGAAAUCUUUUUUAGAGGUACUUAUGCUGCCGUUCCCUUGGACAAAAUGAAAGAAGGUAUCAAAAGAUUGGGUGUUGCUCUAAGAGAAGAAUUUGGUUUAUAA
Molecule: messenger RNA, 1515 nt
Organism: Saccharomycodes ludwigii
Lineage: Eukaryota; Fungi; Ascomycota; Saccharomycetes; Saccharomycodales; Saccharomycodaceae
Gene: ARO8
Product: bifunctional 2-aminoadipate transaminase/aromatic-amino-acid:2-oxoglutarate transaminase
Exons: 1
Coding region: 1-1515 (504 amino acids)
Biological process (GO): L-tyrosine biosynthetic process; aromatic amino acid catabolic process
Molecular function (GO): aromatic-amino-acid:2-oxoglutarate transaminase activity; L-2-aminoadipate:2-oxoglutarate transaminase activity; pyridoxal phosphate binding
Source: RefSeq, a predicted model, not a curated record